Molecule: messenger RNA, 625 nt
Organism: Acanthoscelides obtectus
Lineage: Eukaryota; Metazoa; Arthropoda; Insecta; Coleoptera; Chrysomelidae
Source: the annotation of a GenBank genome assembly
AUUACGUCAAAUCUGUCAAAUCUUCAAAAUGGUGGGUGAAGUUUACUGUCAUUUCCUGGAAUUAAAACAAUUUAAGUGCUAAAAUCAUGUUUUUGAGCUAUUUCCGAUUAAAAAAAGUUUUUUGGUGACAACUGUUUUCUUGCAAUGGGGACAAGUGGUCAUAGUUUGGAUACAUUUAAUAUAGCAGAUCUAACUCCUGAGCAACAAAGGAUCCUUAUUGAAAUACGUAGAAGAAAGACUGAACUGCUGCUUGAAAUACAGUUUGCAGACGAGUUGCAGUUAACUUACUAUUGAAAAACCGGGCCUAAGGCGCUAAAGCUACCACCGAAUUUUGAAGUUUUAAUAAUGCUGUUGAAAGAGUUCAUCACGUUGACAAGGCAUAUCAGAAGAUGUAGUCCUUUUUAAACCCUUACUAAUUAAGGGAAUUUAAAUACAAAGCAGUGGUUAUUUCCACCAGCACUCAGGGACUACGACAAAGAGCUAUGCUAGCAGUUCAUGUCUACUGUUAGUACAUUGAAAACAUACGAUAACAUCAAGGAUUUAUCCUAACAUAGUCUUCACACAGUUCAUUGCUUCGCCCGCUACGUCAUCGUAAGUAACUAUUACUAUUUAAAAGUAUUUCUUG